Opisthorchis viverrini is the source of this 381-nucleotide messenger RNA. RefSeq lists its product as hypothetical. Bases 1 to 381 code for a protein of 126 amino acids. The transcript has a single exon. The record is from RefSeq and is a predicted model, not a curated record. NCBI's taxonomy places the organism in Eukaryota, Metazoa, Platyhelminthes, Trematoda, Opisthorchiida, Opisthorchiidae.
AUGUUUAGGGGGGAUUCACCUCACAUGCUCACCCCGAUCGCACUGAUCAAGUCAUUAUCCGUAUCCUUCCGACGUCAGUUGUCUAAAUCCCCUUUCGUUGCUGGCCCGAUUUUAGUCGCCACAACUGCUCAGAUCGAUCAGUUGUCAGACUUGCUUACCGAUGUGACCUUGGGCCCAAGGGUCCCGAUGGUCUACACAUCCCCCUCUACCAAUCGUGUGUUCCAGUCAAUCAGUUUCCGGCCUUCUCUACUUUUCUCCGGCGUUGCUUUGUUGGUGUUCGCAUCAGUGCCGGACUCCCUUCCUCUUCAUUUCAACCCCCGUCGUGUGCAAUGCUUUUUCACGGGGUUUCGAGGAUCGUUAGACCAGGAAGAUUCAGACUAG